Messenger RNA from Coregonus clupeaformis (lake whitefish), 3199 nucleotides. RefSeq names its product RAN binding protein 9 (gene ranbp9). Bases 359 to 2155 code for a protein of 598 amino acids. NCBI's taxonomy places the organism in Eukaryota, Metazoa, Chordata, Actinopteri, Salmoniformes, Salmonidae. Gene Ontology annotation, molecular function: protein binding. The transcript has 14 exons. The record is from RefSeq and is a predicted model, not a curated record. Gene Ontology annotation, cellular component: cytoplasm. Gene Ontology annotation, biological process: cytoskeleton organization; cell surface receptor signaling pathway.
UGUGGAUUAGCACCGACAACAAACAAAAGAUCGAGGUUAGCCAUACUUUGUCGAUGUCUAGCAGCUCUAAUCAUACCUGCGAGAUAAGUCUUGUGUCGUAUAUUUUCAACUUUUCUCAAAACGCUUUAGCCUGAUGGGUUUUCUUCGUUAAAUUCGUCAUUUUAUGUGUUCAGCGAUUGUCAGCUAUCGAGCCAUUUUAUCAAUACGCUUAUUUAGUUUGCUAGCAUUACCCAGCAACGUUAGCUAGUGAGCUUUUAAAAUACUUGUCAGUUUGUAAGGCCAUUUGACUUAUAGUUAAUAGUUGUUUGAAUCGGUGGCUGACACGGCUUUCUAACUUAAAUAAAACAGUUUGAUAGCCAUGUCUGGACAGUCAUCGGGCUGUGGGUUUCUAAUGUCGGUUGUUGUUCACGGAGACUCGGCUCUGAACGAGCAGGAAAAUGAGCUCAACCAGCAACUCCGACGGCUCUAUCCAGCGGUAAACGAACUUGAAACCCCGCUUCCUCGAUCCUGGAGCCCGAAGGACAAGUUCAGUUACAUUGGCCUCUCUCAGAACAAUCUUCGAGUGCACUAUAAAGGUCAUGGAAAGACCCCCAAAGAUGCGGCAUCCGUACGAGCCACUCAUCCCAUCCCAGCCGCCUGCGGGGUCUACUACUUUGAGGUGAAAAUCAUCAGUAAAGGCCGAGAUGGGUACAUGGGUAUCGGUCUCUCGGCUCAAGGUGUCAACAUGAACAGACUCCCUGGUUGGGACAAACACUCGUAUGGUUACCACGGAGAUGACGGCCACUCGUUCUGCUCCUCCGGCACGGGGCAGCCCUACGGCCCCACGUUCACUACAGGCGACGUGAUUGGCUGCUGCGUCAACCUCAUCAACAACACCUGCUUCUACACAAAGAAUGGCCACAGCUUAGGAAUAGCCUUUACAGAUCUACCGCCCAACCUGUACCCCACAGUGGGGCUGCAGACCCCUGGGGAGGUGGUGGACGCCAACUUUGGCCAGCACCCAUUUGUGUUCGACAUCGAAGACUACAUGCGCGAGUGGCGGACUAAGAUCCAGGCCCAGAUCGACAGGUUCCCCAUAGGGGACAGGGAGGGAGAGUGGCAGUCCAUGAUCCAGAAAAUGGUGGCAUCCUACCUGGUCCACCAUAGUUACUGUGCCACAGCCGAAGCCUUUGCCAAAUCCACAGACCAGGCUGUGCAUGAGGAGCUGGCCUCCAUUAAAAACCGACAGAAGAUCCAGAAGCUGGUGUUGUCAGGCAGAAUGGGAGAGGCCAUCGAGACCACCCAACAGCUGUACCCCAGCCUACUGGAGAGUAACCCCAACCUCUUAUUUAUGCUGAAGGUGAGACAGUUCAUCGAGAUGGUGAACGGGACGGACAGCGAGGUGCGAUGCCUGGGGGGCCGCAGCCCCAAGUCCCAGGACAGCUACACGGGCUCGCCCCGCCCCUUCAGCAGCCCCAGACACAAAGCCAGUGGCUCCCAGGCCUACCUCACAGGGUUUGACGGUGGCUGUUGUAAUGGGGUGAUGUCCAGUAAGGCCCACCCCUCCCCCCACAGUCACAAGUCCUGCCCACCGAGCCCAGCCCUCCUUGCCUCCGCUGCUGAGCUCAGCUCCCUCAAUGGCAGCCACAGCCUGCAGCAGCCCAACGCCAGUACUGAUGUGGACAUGGAGGUUGACCACUUCACCAACGGAGUGACCGAGUCCUCCUUCAAUGGCACCUCCAAACACGGAGCCCAGACCGAGGACUGUGACGCAGACAUGGAGGUGGAGUCGGCCCAGUCCAAGAGGCAGCUGUGCGGGGGAAGCCAGGCGGCCAUCGAGAGGAUGAUCCACUUUGGCCGGGAGCUCCAGAGCAUGAGUGAGCACCUACGCCGAGAGUGCGGCAAGAACUCGGUCAACAAGAAGAUGCUCAAGGAUGCAUUCAGUCUGUUGGCCUACUCGGACCCGUGGACUAGCCCAGUGGGCUAUCAGAUGGACUCUAUCCAGAGGGAACCGGUGUGUUCCACACUCAACAGUGCAAUACUAGAGACUCAUAACCUGCCCAAGCAGCCCCCUCUGGCCCAAGCUGUGGGACAGGCCGCCCAGUGCCUGUCCAUCAUGGCACACUCUGGCAGCGGCUCCUGCGCCUUCGCUGCUGUGGACGAUUACCUGCACUAGCCCGACACACACAGGUCCCCCCCACCUCCACACAACUCAAUCUGGAUCCCUCUACUCCCCGGGCUAGCCUAGGCUGCGUUCAGAUUCUCCAACCCUCCUCCCGAAGUGUUCACUCCUCAUGCUUUUAAAAGCAUUGGAUUGGUGCGGGCAUGCCUGGAGGGAGUUUUCACCAUAUUCCUCACACCAGUCCAUUCCUUUGAAAUCCAUGAGGGGGAGUGUACGAGUGCACUCUUUUGGGAUAGGGUCGAGAAUCGGGACGUCGCCCAAGUCUCACGGGAACCCUGAUGCAGUCACGCAAGCCUGCCCACAUAAUUUUGGUUGAUAGGGAGAGGGAAGAAAUUGCAGAUUAGCCAACUAGUAAAUUCACCUCCCUGAUCUGUGUGACUGUGGCAAACCAUGCAGGGUUUUCAUAUCCCAAACUACUGGGCAAAGGUGGACCACCCUGGUCUGAAGAACAAGGAACGGCUUUCCAGUGACCGCACAACACCAACCCACAGUCAACGACAUAUGUUGACACUCCACAUUUGCCAACCAAAAAUGUGCUCCAUUUAAACCCCCUGACCAACCAGGCAAGGCGGGCCGAUAUAACCACAGAAGACGUGAGUAUUCUGACCCAUUCUAGUGCAUUUGCACCUGGGUUUGCAGAGUACGCUAGCCGAUCCCACCUCGAGAAACCAACUCCUUGGUGGUGCAAAAGAUGACACCCAAACCCCAUGGCAUCAGUGACUGGUGAUGCAUGUGGACUCAAGAUUUUGAAGAAGCCAGUGAGAGAAUCCAGAGUCCUAACUUUUUGUCUUUUUCUUUCUUUAAAAAAAAUUGUGUUUAUUUUGGGGAGGGGCAGUAGGUGGGAGGUGGGGGAGGGUGGGUAGGUUCUGUUUGUUAACCCUUCCUGGUUUAAAAGGCAUGGUGGUGAUGAUUAUUAUUCUAGCUAAUUAUUAUAUUAUUCUUACUUGCAUACACAGUAUAUUUGUUGCGCGCCGGCAAGAGUGAAUUCCACCAAAUAAAGGUCCCAAUCCCACCACUCCUUACUAGUGACAAGUGUCA